AUUCAGUCAUACAUGAACAUGUGUCCAAUAAUUACAUGUAAUAUUUUAUUUACUCAUGUCUGUCAGGUAAUGUAGUCCAUUCUGUAAAUAUAAUUGUCAGGUUUUGCAGUUCAUGAUUACACCGACAGAAACAGUGCAAAGAACACCAAGCAGAGACGUCUUUAAUGUAAUACGUCACCAUUGAGCUGAAUUUACACGAUGUAACGGCAGGGGUCGCUGGCAGUUACUGUCCGUGUUUAUCCGACCAUUUUUCAUUAUUGGUGUGAGGAAGUGUGAUAUAUGUCUAUGUCUCACGUUGUUCCCCCUCUUGGCAAUAUAUGCAUGCCGGAAAAUUAUUGCACAACAAGAUCUUUUCUAUUAUUGGUGCAAUAUUUUAUGCUCCCGUUCACUCCGUUUAAUGGUAAAACUGCAAUGAUAUAGGAAAAGGCACGUUGCCUGUCGUAGUUCAUCCCUGUUAUGUAGGCAAUUCUUUCUUUCCGCGAUGCUCUGCUCUGCUCUGUACUGGAAGACGUUAUCUUAAGGUUCCAGCAUUGAUUUUUACCGUAGAUUUGCACCCUGUUUAAUUUUUGAAUAAGAAAUGUAGUGAAAUAGGCUGAAAUGUGUCCUGUAAUUCACCUUUGUGACUGAUAUAUUUUGAGUGCUUACAUGUUGGGUUAAGAUAUUGCAUGAUCUGGGGCUAUUAAUAUUGUGUAUGGAAAUACUAUCCAGUGGAACCAACCGUGUGAAUAUUUUAUUUAUUGCAACAUUAUUUAAAUAAUAAAAUGCAGGUCGGUAUUAGAUUAGGUGAAAUACUAAAACAGCACAAGUCAUCUUAGAAUAAUUCAUUAAAACGUAUUUAAGUCAUGCUUUACAUUUUAUAUGUCGUGUUUGCUACAACAUCUAUUACAUUGCCAAAUGAGAUAGCACUGCUGUGAAGGUCUGCUAUUGUCUCAUUCAAGGUGUGAUACCCUCUUUUAUGUGACGUAUACUGCACUUUCUUUUCUCGUGAUGGGUUUUUUGCUUUUGCGUCACUCUUUGAGCUGCCAGUGGACUACAAUGUUUAGUAUUGCACCAUUCCCCGUGUCUCGCGUACAGCGGCCCGUGGUGUGAUGCUGCGGCGUGCAGGAGAGGGAGGAGGAGGGAAUGCUAGACUUGCUCGUUCACAGUAAUCUCUCUACUCCACAGUACUACUGCGAGGGUCGGCUGGCAUCAGGGGAGUGAGCAGCUGAGAGAGAGAGAUACGGACGAAAUAGAGAAAGCGUGCGUGUGCGCAUGGAUUGCACCACCGCAUCCUCUCCACAAAACAUGCGAACAGCCAUGCUUUGAACAACAGUUUCAGAUUAACCCAUAUUUUACGAUUCUAUGUGUCCUUGUGGUGAUACGUUUUUCAUCGCGAAAUAACCCAUACGUUUCCUUUGGCGUGAAUUCAGAAGAUACAGUAACAUCGAUUAUGGCACUCGUGAUGGAGCCUAUAAGUAAAUGGACACCCAAGCAGGUCCUGGAUUGGAUGAAAGGCUUGGACGACUGCCUCCAGCAGUACAUCAAGAACUUUGAGCGGGAGAAGAUCAGCGGCGAGCAGCUGCUCCACAUCACCCACCAGGAGCUGGAGGAGCUGGGCGUCACUCGCAUCGGGCACCAGGAGCUCAUCCUGGAAGCCGUGGACCUCCUCUGUGCGCUGAACUACGGGCUGGAGACGGAGAACCUGCGCACGCUGUCACACAAGCUCAACGCCUCGGCCAAGAACCUGCAGAACUUCAUCACGGGCCGGCGCCGCGGCGGUCACUACGACGGGCGCGCCUCCCGCCGCCUGCCCAACGACUUCCUCACCUCCGUGGUGGACCUCAUCGGGGCGGCCAAGAACCUGCUGGCCUGGCUGGACAGGUCCCCGUUCGUCAGUGUGACUGAGUACUCACUGCUGAAAAACAACAUCGUUCAACUGUGCCUGGAGUUAACCACUAUAGUGCAACAGGACUGCACAGUAUACGAGACGGAAAACAAGAUUCUUCACGUGUGUAAGACCCUGUCUGGAAUAUGUGACCACAUCAUCUCUCUGUCCUCGGACUCCCUGGUCUCCCAGUCAGCCCACCUGGAGGUGGUGCACCUGACUAAUGUAAUGCCUAGUGAGGGCCUGGGGAUGUACAUCAAGUCCACGUACGAUGGGCUUCACGUCAUCACUGGGACCACUGAAAAUUCUCCAGCAGACCAGUGUAAGAAGAUCCACGCCGGGGACGAGGUGAUCCAGGUCAACCACCAGACAGUGGUGGGCUGGCAGCUGAAGAACCUGGUCAACGCUCUUCGGGAGGACCCGAAUGGAGUCAUCCUAACGUUGAAGAAGAGGCCGCAGAACACCCUGACCUCUGCUCCCGCCUUACUGAAGAACGUGCGCUGGAAACCCCUCGCUCUCCAGCCAAUUCUCACCAGCCCCACCAGUGACCCCAUCACUCCAACUGGCACCAUGGGUAUGUCUUCCACAAUGGACGGGUCCAACAUGCAGGAUGUUUUCAUUCUGUCCCCUGUCUCAGGACUCUAUGGACCCCGGGACGAGAUGGCCGUCAUGUCCUGCGAUGACAUCAGCAAGUACAGCAUGGGCAAGUCGGGCAUGAAGGGCUCCGACUCUCCCAGCUACUACCUCGACCACGAGAGCGGCAGGUACUACACCUUCAUGGAGGGCGAGGGCGUGCACCUGGGGCCCGAGUACGACCGGGGCCGCUCCACGGGGGUCCGCAGGAGAGAGAAGACCCCGACUCACGGUGACCUCAGGCCAGUUUCCAUGCCAACGGAGUACAAUUGGAUGACGGAAACCAAGGAGCCCAGUAUGUACAAGAGGGGCAGCAGAGACUCGGACAGCUCUCUCCUGCGUUACCUGAGCGACGACAAGAUCCUGGUGAUCCAGGAGGAGCCGGAGGCGCCCCGGGAAUGCAAGCGCGACACGGGCCGGCGUUCCCGCAAGAAGGGCAAGAGCCCCAGCAGCCCCAGCUUUCCCAUCAGCCCCAACUCCCUGCUGGCCUCCACCGUCAGGCUGGACUCAGGCCCCCCCGAGGGGCUGCCCUUCCCACUGCCCGAGAGCAACACCGUUCCUCUCUACCACAGAGCUGGAGACACGUUGCGUGCGGACGCAGACAGGUAUGCUGGUUCUGGUAUGGACAGACAAAGCAGCACAUCCAUGAGGAAGUCCUUUCAUUAUGCCUCCUUAAGAACUAAGACCAAAAAGAGAACCAAAGGCUUGACCAGCGGCAGCCGGCGGCGCAUCUCCUGCAAGGACCUGGGGCACGGCGACUGCGAGGGCUGGCUGUGGAAGAAGAAGGACGCCAAGGGCUACUUCACUCAGAAGUGGAAGAAGUACUGGUUCAUCCUGAAGGACUCCUCCCUCUACUGGUACACCAAUCAGAACGAUGAGAAGGCUGAAGGCUUCAUCAGUCUACCGGAGUUCAGGAUAGACAGAGCAAUUGAAUGCCGCCGGAAAUUUGCCUUCAAGGCCUGUCACCCAAAAAUCAAGAGUUUCUUCUUCGCCACUGACUGUUUGGAGGAGAUGAACAGGUGGAUGAACCGGCUAGGACUGGCAGCCAUUGGGUACACACCGGAUGACAAGGUGUCACGCCCUGAUGAAGAUUACUGGAGUGAAAGUGAUCAGGACGACAUCGAUGGCUCAAUGACCCUUAAGCAGGAGGGCCCUUCUUCACUGUGUGACAUCUACCAUCGCACCCCUUCUGUUCACAGGGUCAACGGCCGCGACCGUUUGCCGCGGUCCCAGAGCUCUGUGACCCUGGUGCGAUACACUCCUCCCCCUCUCCCCCCUCAGGUGAACUCCUCCAGCCCCUUCCCGGAGGCCAAGCACGGGCGCCACUUCUCCAGCGAGUCCACGUACUCCCACUCCUCUGCGGAGGACUCGCGGGCGGAGGGCCCGGGCAGCGGCCACUCCUCGGGCUGCCGCUCCACGCACCGCGAGCGCCGCUCCUGGCAGGACCUGAUCGAGACGCCGCUCACCAGCUCCGGCCUGCACUUCCUCCAGACCGUCCCCGCCGAGGGCGACUUCGGCUUCGGCGGCGGCGGCUACGGCUACGGCUACGGCUACGGGGGCACCCUGGGCGGCGGGCGGCUGCCGAUGUCGCCCGACCGCCGGCGCCAGGCCACCCUGCCGGUGCAGAGGAGGCACCGGCCGGACCGGGACGGGCCCUUCCCGCUGGUGGAGAGCGAGGAGCUCCACCUCCACCACCGCGCCCACAAGCAGCGCAGCCAGAGCCUGCCGCGGAACCGCGAGGGCCGGGCCGCCCGGGCCGUCUUCCACCCCGCCGGGCUGUCCGAGGAGCGCAGCGAGGACGACGAGGUGCCCUUCCGCAAGCACGGCGGCGCCGCCAAACACGAGCCUGGGCGUGAGGAGGUGGGCACGUUGGACGGACUGCAGCAGCUCUACCGCACGCUGGAGCAGGCCAGCCUCUCCGCCUUCGGCGAGCCACGCCCGUCCACGAAGCAGGAGUACCGCCGCUCCUUCAUCAAGCGCUGCAACGACCCCAUCCUCAACGACCAGCUGCACCACAUCCGCGUCCUGCGCAGCACGCUCAAGGCCAAAGAGGGAGAGCUGGCCCUCAUCAACCAAUUGCUUGAAGAGCCCAACCUGACCUCCAAGAAGUUCCGCGAGUGGAAGCAGCGUCACCACGAGCUCUUCAUGGACAUCUGCGAGUUCAGCCCGGGAGACAACGGCACCGCGGACCUGUCUCCGCUGGCCACGCCCCUCAUGGCACACACCCACUCCUUCAUCGAGACGCACGUGUGAGACGCCGGGGCGAGGCCGAGGGGUGACAGGGUCGACAUGGAAACGCUUCCCUAAACCCCGCCCCCUGACUCCCAUGCUAUGACUCACACUCCAGUCCCCCUCAUUCUCUUGCCCCAGGCACACCUCUCAAUUCUCCCCUUCACCCCAAACAGACUGACCAACCAACCACUGUAAUAAUCUGUAAAUACUGUACGGAGACUUAAAGACUUAAAGAGAGGAGAGUUCUGGUGUACAUACUUUGGAUUUUAAAAAAAAUAGUGAAGCCCCCGCAGGGUGCCCGCUGCAUGCCUGAAGAGAGAGUAUUACCCUUCCUUCAUCUUCUGAAAUGUGAAUGAACUGGGGAAAAACAAUAAUCAUGGGCAAAAAAAAAAAACAACAAGCUGACAAAUGAAAGGAAUAGAAAGGACAAAUGCUUUGGGUUUUUGCCAUUACCUUCUCUUUUGGGGUUUUCUUUCCUUUACCUGUUAUCCUUCCUUUUGUAUUGGUCAAGCUGAGAGCAGUGGAGCACUGUAGCAGUACUAUGGAAGCAAACCAUUUUCACCACAACACUGUAUUACUAAGUUUUGCACCCACAGCACAGAGAAACUCCACAGAUUUUUAUAUACAUAUAUAAAUAUAUUUAUACUAUUACCAUUAUUACUACUGAUAUAGUCCUUUGUUUCUAAAGAUAGCUUGUGUUGAAACCCAGAAAUUAAAGAAGGGACUCCUGCAAGUGCUUGUUCUAGCUAUUUAUGUGACUCAAAAUUCCUUCAGGACAGUUUUCUGAAAGUAAAUCAUAUGAAACUAAAAGAUGCAUUACUUGGGGGCGAAAGUGUACAAGAAAUAAAUGUUAAGUUAAAAAGAACUUAGCAUUUGCCUAGAAGAAGCCCCUGUUUAAUACUGUGAACUAUCCUUGUGAAUGCAACCUUUAGAUUCAAAGGAAUCUAAAAAAAUCUUUCAACAUUUUGUUUUGGAAGACAUGACAUGGCUUCAAUGGUUACUUGUUGUGCUGUGUGCAGUUUGUUAGCUGGGGGAUUCCACCUGACUGUGGAGAGAACUUCAGUCCCCCAGAGUCUUGUUCACCUCCGAAUCCAGUAUGAUUUUGGCUUUUCAUUUAUUGUGCUUGUGCGUGGCCACUGGGUAACUUUUUAACUUUGCUAGCCAGGUUCCCACAUCCAGUCAUACAUACAUAUGUAUCAUUUCAUAUUAUCCAUGUAUACAGUUGGAUAUUUUCUCAAAAAAUUCAGGUUAUGUACCUUGUGUAAGUGUACAACCUCAGCCCCCUUGAACCUAUGACUUUCUGGUGACAACUUCAAUUUAGUCCCUUGCCACUAUGUCCUUGUGUGCAUGUGCACGCUCAUGUGUUUGUUUGUUUGGUUUCUUGGACUUAAUUGUUUGGUUAGCACAAGUUAAAUGAUGCACUAUAUAGAAUGCACUUUCCAUACUUACAUUACAGUACACAGCAUCACUGAGCCACAAAAUGAAGGUCACUCACAGCUUAACUGGCCUGGGUAUUCACUAUUCAGACACUGACAGAGUACCUUUAGGGUGGCCAGCUGUCUAAUACGCACACCCAGGCAUUUAUACCCUCAGCUGCUAACCUCACAUUGAAAAUGAACACUAGAAAGUUGGGCACCUGCUUUAUCACUCCGCAAAGAUUUGUUUCAAGGUUUUUGUAUAUUUCAUAUGCAUAUGUUUAUAAGUGCAAAUUUCUUUCAACAGAACAUGUUUGUUGAUUAAUGGAAAGGUAUAACAUAUCAGAUUGUGUGUGGCCCUGACCUGAAUUGAAAGGAAAAUCAGGGAGUGUUUAACUAUAAGUGGUGGGUGUAUGUGUCCUGUAUGGGGAUGGUUCCAAAUUAUGAACCAGUAGCAUCAGAUGAAGCAUGUAUUUUUCAUGUUUUUGACUAACUCCUCAACUUCAUGACCUACAUUCAAAAUGUUUAAUUCCAAGAUGCAUCAGAGACCAAUGUUUGGAUCCCGUUAA
Molecule: messenger RNA, 6713 nt
Organism: Anguilla rostrata (American eel)
Lineage: Eukaryota; Metazoa; Chordata; Actinopteri; Anguilliformes; Anguillidae
Product: connector enhancer of kinase suppressor of ras 2-like
Exons: 24
Coding region: 1430-4750 (1106 amino acids)
Biological process (GO): regulation of signal transduction
Cellular component (GO): membrane; cytoplasm
Molecular function (GO): protein binding
Source: RefSeq, a predicted model, not a curated record